Molecule: messenger RNA, 348 nt
Organism: Ambispora gerdemannii
Lineage: Eukaryota; Fungi; Glomeromycota; Glomeromycetes; Archaeosporales; Ambisporaceae
Source: the annotation of a GenBank genome assembly
AAGAUAAUACAAAUAUGAUUGGUGGAGAAAAUAUAAUUGUAGAAAUUGAUGAAUCUAAAUUUGGAAGAAGAAAAUAUCAUCGUGGUCGUAUAGUUGAAGAUAUAUGGGUGGUUGGUGAUAUUGAAAGAACUGAUGAGAAAAGAUGUUUUGUGCAAAUAGUACAAGAUAGAAUAGCUGAAACAUUACAUGAUGUAAUAUCAAAACAUGUUGUAUCUGGUUCUAUCGUAUAUACUGAUUUAUGGAGAGGUUAUAGAGGAAUUACAGAAUUAAAUAUGUCUCAUAAAACAGUAAAUCAUUCUAAGAAUUUUGUAGAUCCUAAUACAGGUGUUCAUACAAAUACUAUUGAAG